Molecule: messenger RNA, 1054 nt
Organism: Pongo pygmaeus (Bornean orangutan)
Lineage: Eukaryota; Metazoa; Chordata; Mammalia; Primates; Hominidae
Exons: 3
Coding region: 82-381 (99 amino acids)
Source: RefSeq, a predicted model, not a curated record
UGUGAUUGUUCCUGAACAACUGCGUACUUCCUACUAUGCCUUUUGGGAAACUACCCAGAUUUCCCACAAUAUGUACCUGAUAUGCAGAUGGAAAAAAGCAAACCAUGGUGGUCUAAGCAGCUUAGAUUUGAUAAAAAUAAUAAGAGUGGUUCCUUCAGUUCAUUUUCCAAACCCUUCUGCCAGAACAAGCUGGUUCUUCUGGGAAGACGGAACUGCCUACGGCCAUAUGCACCCAUCUGUUCUUCUCUGCAAAAAUGCCUUGGCCUUUUCCACACAGAGCCAGUGGGUGGUGGGGGUGACCACUGCAGGUGGACAGGCCAGGUUGACUGGCAGCUCUUCUGCUCCAUGCUGUAUCAACUGGGGUCACACAAAUAUAAUUAGUUGGUGGCUGGGCUGGGUCUGGAAGAUUGAAAAAGACCCCUCUUACACAUCUGGUGGCUCAGCUGGGGUGGUUUGAGUGGCUGGAGCACCUCGGUCCUCUUCCAAGUAGAUCUCUUCCUCGAGCAGUCUAAGCUGGCUUCCUUCAAACAGGACAACUGGUUUCCAAAAGAGAGAGCAAAUCAAUGCUACCAGGGUUCUUAGUCUCAGCUCAGAACAGGAACAGUGUCUAUCACUUCUGCUGCAUCCUCUCGGCCAAAAUAAGUCAUAAGUCCAUAUCAGAGCUGAGAAGACGGGAAAUAGAUUCUCCUUCUUGAAGAGAAGAUUGGCAUGCACAUCUAGAGAUAAGAAUAAUUGUUGGCUACCUGUGUAGGAGCACUUUCCUUUUUUUGGGUACAAUUUACUGAGACUACACUGACUUGUUUGGCUUCUGCCCAGAAUUUUCUCCCUAGCAACUGCUAAGUUCAGUUGAUUUCCACAGUAGGCUCAGGCAAAGCAUAAGCGCUCUGUUCAGUAUCAACAUCAGACAGAGAGAAUUUUACUUGGACUUUUCUAAUUACUUGCCACAGUUUUAAUAAUUAUCAGUCUGUCUUCUCCCUCAAUCCCUCUGAGCCAAAUCUGACUAUGCCCUACUCUUAUUAUCACUUUUUAAAUUAUUUGAACCUAACUACUUUCU